Emys orbicularis (European pond turtle) is the source of this 1311-nucleotide messenger RNA. RefSeq names its product C2 calcium dependent domain containing 4C (gene C2CD4C). The transcript has a single exon. Bases 1 to 1311 code for a protein of 436 amino acids. Lineage: Eukaryota; Metazoa; Chordata; Testudines; Emydidae. The record is from RefSeq and is a predicted model, not a curated record.
AUGUGGCUCUUGGAGAGGAUCCGGGGCUCGGUGGAGAAUGGCGCCGCCCGGGCCAGCGACUCAGGGGAUAAGCAGUCCAAGGGCCCCCUGUACGGUAACGUGCUGACCCCCGAUAAGAUCCCAGAUUUCUUCAUCCCGCCCAAGCUCACCACCGUGCCGCCCGAGGCCGAGGGGGCGGAGGGGAAAGCCAAGCCCAACCUUGGUACCUCGGCCUCGGAGCAGAACCUGUCGGCCCGCAAGCCCCCGCGCAGUCCCCGCCUGCCGGUCAAGGCUGCCUCGGAGAGCAAGAACCUGCUGAAGGCCGCCAGCCGGCACAUCAUCCAGAUCGAGAGCGCCGACGAGUGGGCCUCGGAGGAGGACUUCAGCACCAACGCCGACCCCCAGGCCCAGACGGCCAUGUCCCUCCCCUAUGUGCCCAAGGCCCAAACCUCCUAUGGCUUUGCCACCCUCAUGGAGAGCCCCCACACCCGGCGCAAGGAGUCCCUCUUCCACAGUGAGCACGGCAGCCUGUGCCAGUCGCAGGCGACCUCGCCCAGCUCCCAGCGCAAGGCGGUGGCCGGCGGGGGCAAGGUGAACGGGGAGAGCGCCCGCCUGACCCCCUCCGACAUUGGCAUGUCCCUCAUGAACCCCUACCGCUACUUCAGCGGGGGGGAGAGCGACACCUGCUCCUCGGCCGAGUCCUCGCCCUUCAGCUCGCCGCUGCUCUCCCGCUCCGUCUCCCUGCUCAAAAUCUUCAGCCAGGACAGCCAGGCGAAGGUCAUCAAGCUCAAGCACUCGGUGGCCCGGAACAGCUCCCUCUCCACCGACGACAGCUCGGCCGACACCAGCCCCAGCUCGCAGCGGCGCAUGCGGUGCGCCACCCCCCCAGCGGGGGCGGCGGGGGGCGCCCCGCCCCAGUCCCUCCUGCCUUUGGACUCGCCGGACCGCCUGCACAAGGAGCACACCAUCCGGCUGAGCAAAGGCGGCAGCAUGCGACUCACGGCCGAGUACGACGCCGCCAACGCCCGGCUGCGGGUGCGGGUCAUCGCGGCCGAGCAGCUGUUCGACAAGCUGUGUGACGCGCGCUCCAUCAACUGCUGUGUCUCCCUCUGCCUCAACCCGGGCAAGGUGCAGAAGCAGCGGAGCACCAUCAUCAAGAACAGCCGCAACCCCGUCUUCAACGAGGACUUCUUCUUUGACUGCCUGGGCGCCGGCAACGUCAAGAAGAUGGCCCUCAAGGUCAAGGUGGUCAACAAGGGCAGCAGCCUGAAGCGGGACACGCUGCUGGGCGAGAGGGAGCUCCCGCUCACCUCUCUGCUGCCCUUCUUAUAA